UUCCAGAUCUGUUUCAUUGCAUUGGAACCCUAACCCUAAUUCAAAGCUUUAAACUUUUCCCACUAUUAUUUCUAAUUAAAAGAUGAUUAGUUUCAAAUUGUAAGCAAACCAGGCCAAUUUGACAAGUUGGGAAAUUGGAUUUCUACGGUUCUGAGUUCUUCCCUUUUCAAGCUCCCUGUUAUUUCUUUGCAGGUUGUUAAAUUUGGUGUCAGAUUGGCAAGGAAUUGUUGAACUUGGACCUUUAAAAGGAAAAAACAAAAGAAUCCUCUCAACAGUUUGUGACUUGUAGAAGCUAAAACAUAUAAUAGAUGUCUAUUUAUUGUUGGCACACAAGUUAUCUGAUUACAAGAGGAUCAAAUUCUGAGUUUAUGCAACAUAUACUUGCUACUUGCUGCCUUUGUCUUUCGGGUUGCCAUAUCGAAUGCUAAUGAAACUGUUUGAUAAUCUUUGAAAAGGUAUUUUACUUUGGUUAUGGCAUGAGGAUUUUUCUUCGUGAAUGGUUAACGAUAGCCAGUCUCAAUACUAUUUCUUUCUUUGUUUGCUGAGAGAAAAAUGUUAUACUGAGAUUCUGAGAAAUAGGAUCAAUGACUAAAUUGCAAGUGACCUUGUUGUUGAAGAAAAUGAAGAGAGGCCACUAUUCAAAAAACCCAAUUGCUUUUGUGUGUGUUGUGGUUUCUAUUUGUUGCCUGAUGAUAAUCAUGAUUUCAUUUCUUAGACUUCCUGUUCCUGAGGCAUCACUAGGAAAUAAUAAAGUGAUGAAGCCUUACAAGACUGUUAAUAGCAGGAAGGUUUCCAAGGAUGAAGGGAUAGGAAACUUUGGCGAGAUAAUGAUUGAAAUGUUGCCAGAAGAACUUGCUUUUACAGUCUUUAUCCCUUCAGAGAGAUCUUUCGAGCGGGAUUUGAGACUAAGGGUGAAUGAUAGUUUGCUAGCAGAGAAGAGGAACGAUACAUAUGCAGUGGUUUCUCGUAUAUUGGGUUUCUCGGCUAUUCCUCGAAAACUCUCUUCAGAACUGGUAUCGUCUAGUAAAGAGGUUAUCUAUGAUUCGUUAUCUGGGUUUACAUUAUACAUUUCAAAGGAUGUCGAUGGAAUGCUGGUUGUUAAUAGAAUUCGAUCAGAAAGAGUAGAUGUUAGGAGAGGCGAGAUUGUUGUGCAUAUCAUGGAUGGAGUUAUUAUGGAUGCUGAGUUUGAACAGGCAGUCCAACCUGAUGAUAAUGAAGAAGAUUAAUUCACAUAAGCUCUGCAGAAGACUGAAGAUGUAGCAGCUUUGCCAAUGCGUUAUUCAUAAACUUGUUGUAAAAUGUAAGUUGAUAAAAAAUACUCUUGCAUUUUGGUACAUCAGAAAUUCGAGAGGGAACUGGGGCGACUCAGAUUGCACAUGAGCUAUCAUGAAAAAAUAUACCUUCUAUCGUGAAAAAGAUAGUGUAGCUUCAAUGCAAAUAUGGUAUUAAAAUUUUGAAUGGACAUCUCUUUAUCAAAUUCAGAUAAUAGAGCUUUGAGUUUUCAAAUUCUGUUCAACAGCCAGGAAAUCAUAUAUUUACCA
Messenger RNA from Manihot esculenta (cassava), 1541 nucleotides. RefSeq lists its product as uncharacterized. The coding region runs from base 585 to 1226 and encodes 213 amino acids. The transcript has 2 exons. NCBI's taxonomy places the organism in Eukaryota, Viridiplantae, Streptophyta, Magnoliopsida, Malpighiales, Euphorbiaceae. The record is from RefSeq and is a predicted model, not a curated record.